Messenger RNA from Sceloporus undulatus (fence lizard), 1290 nucleotides. It is a transcript of the gene SLC25A5, whose product is annotated as solute carrier family 25 member 5. Gene Ontology annotation, molecular function: ATP:ADP antiporter activity. The transcript is spliced from 4 exons. The record is from RefSeq and is a predicted model, not a curated record. Lineage: Eukaryota; Metazoa; Chordata; Lepidosauria; Squamata; Phrynosomatidae. Gene Ontology annotation, biological process: mitochondrial ADP transmembrane transport; mitochondrial ATP transmembrane transport. Gene Ontology annotation, cellular component: mitochondrial inner membrane. Bases 166 to 1062 code for a protein of 298 amino acids.
AGGCGCUCGCCCUCAUUGAGCCGGCAGCCUCGUCCUUGGCUUUCCUCUCUCCUCUUUCUCUCCCUCGCUCCCCGUUGGAUCCAGGCCCCUUUUGCUUCUGAUCUGCAUCCUUGGUCCUCCCUUUGUUUCCCCAGCAGCAGCAGCAGCAGCAGCAGCAGCAUCGCCAUGACUGACCAAGCCAUCUCUUUCCUGAAGGAUUUCUUGGCUGGCGGCGUGGCAGCCGCCAUCUCCAAAACGGCGGUGGCUCCCAUCGAAAGGGUCAAGCUCCUGCUCCAGGUGCAACAUGCCAGCAUGCAAAUCACAGCAGAAAAACAAUACAAGGGCAUCAUUGACUGUGUGGUCCGGAUUCCAAAGGAGCAAGGCUUCCUGUCUUUCUGGCGCGGCAAUUUGGCCAACGUGAUCAGAUAUUUCCCCACUCAGGCCCUCAACUUUGCUUUCAAAGACAAAUACAAGCAGAUCUUUUUGGGUGGCGUCGACAAAAGAACCCAGUUCUGGCGUUAUUUUGCCGGCAACUUGGCAUCCGGUGGGGCUGCUGGGGCCACAUCGCUUUGCUUCGUCUACCCACUCGACUUUGCCCGAACACGUCUGGCGGCCGACGUAGGGAAAGCCGGAGCAGAACGAGAGUUCAAAGGGCUUGGUGACUGUCUGGUCAAGAUCUUCAAGUCAGACGGCCUCCGGGGUCUCUACCAGGGCUUCAACGUCUCUGUCCAGGGCAUCAUCAUCUACAGAGCUGCUUACUUUGGCGUCUAUGAUACUGCAAAAGGAAUGCUUCCAGACCCAAAGAAUACCCACAUCUUGAUCAGCUGGAUGAUUGCUCAGACAGUUACUGCAGUUGCUGGCCUGACCUCUUAUCCUUUUGAUACAGUCCGGCGGCGUAUGAUGAUGCAGUCUGGGCGCAGAGGUGCCGACAUCAUGUAUUCUGGUACAAUUGACUGCUGGAAGAAGAUUGCCCGUGAUGAAGGUGGCAAGGCUUUCUUCAAGGGUGCGUGGUCCAACGUCCUCCGAGGAAUGGGGGGUGCUUUUGUCCUAGUCUUGUAUGAUGAAAUCAAGAAAUACACAUAAGCUCCUUCCCUGUGGAUGGCACUUAACGGUGUAAUAUUCAUGGACUGCGUCAAAACUAUUUAUCAGUUUCCACUGAGGUUUCCGCUGGUUGGCAAAGGGACCACAGUUCUGCUUUGCCUGAUCUGUUUAUUGAGUCAUUCCCCUGACAAUGGGACUCAAACUUCAUUUUUAUUCAGUCACUCCUGUUAAAAUAAGUUUGAGAGAAAUAAAAAUAAAAUUAAAAAAACA